AAGCGUGUGCCUUGUAUAUUUGUAUUUGCUGUUCAUGCACAAACGCGCGCGCGCGUACACGCUUUUGAGAGGAAGGGGUGCCGGCUGUCAAGCGCGCGCACGCCACUCAGCCACGCCGAAUUUCAGGGGGCCGCCGAAGAGACGCGUGGCCGGAGAGCGAACCGCUGACGUCGGCGGUGCCACGUACGGAGCUAGCCGGCUAACGGAGUGUGACGCACGCAGAAGAGCAGCAAGAUGAGCCGUACGUGCAAAAACUGCGGGAGUUCCGAUGUGGACGUGGACCAUGCGCGCGGAGACGCCGUCUGCAUGGCCUGCGGGUCAGUGCUGGAGGACAACAUCAUCGUUUCCGAGGUGGAGUUUGUGGAGACUGGAGGAGGUGGAUCGCUUGCCGUCGGACAGUUUGUCUCCUCAGAAGGGGGUCCCAAACAUCCGUCGUUCGGGGAAAGUCAUCUGGCCAACACGGGACGAGAGUCGCGAGCUCAGACGCUGCAUAGAGCCAAGCAGCACAUCAGUGUGCUGGGCCACCAGCUUCAGCUCAAUCAGCACUGCCUGGACACGGCCUUCAACUUUUACAAGAUGGCGUUAGCCAAGCAUCUGACGUGCGGACGCAAGUCUGCUCACAUCAUGGCUGCUUGCAUCUACCUGGUGUGUCGCACAGAGGGAACGCCGCACAUGUUGUUGGACCUCAGUGACAUCCUUCAGGUCAACGUGUAUACUUUGGGAAAAACCUUCCUGGCACUCUCCAAAGAGCUUUGCAUCAAAGCUCCCGCUAUAGACCCGUGCCUCUACAUACCGCGCUUCACCCAGUUGCUGGAGUUCGGCGACAAGAACCACGAGGUGUCUAUGACGGCAUUGCGCCUGGUCCAGAGGAUGAAGAGAGACUGGAUGCACACUGGACGAAGACCAUCCGGACUCUGUGGGGCAGCUCUGCUGGUGGCCGCCCGCAUGCACGAAUUCCGCCGCACGCCCAAAGAAAUCAUUGACGUGGUCAAAGUGUGCGAGAACACACUGAAAAAAAGACUGAAUGAGUUUACAGACACACCCACCAGCCUUCUGACGGUGGAGGAAUUCAUGAAGGUGGACUUGGACAAGGAGUGUGAUCCUCCCUGCUUCACAGCCGGACUGCUCAAGAAGCGCCAGGAACAGCUGGAGGUGGAAUUGAAGAAGAAGAUGGAUGACCUGGAAGGUGAGAUCGAAGGUUACCAGGACCAAAUCGACGCCGAGCUGGAAAGCAGCCGACCCAAACUGCGAGGAGUUUACGCGGCCUACGCCAAACAAGACUUGCAGAAACACCUGGACGAAGCUACAGGCAUGUCCUCAACGGUGGAAGAAAUAAGUGAAAAAGAGCUGGAGGAAGAGGAAGACAUUCUGAAGGCGGUGGCUAAACACUUUGGCAAAGAUGUGGCUGAGCUCACCCUAGAGAAGCUCAUUGAGCUGGAGACGAAGGGGGACACCGCAGAAAACCACCAGCAGGAAUCGCAGAGGAAAGGACCCACACUUGCGUCCAUCUUGGGGACCGGGCUGCCAACUGCGGCUACGUUAGGCCUCGACCAAGCCGUCGAAAGCAGUGCCAAAGGGGAACAAGAUGGCGAUGAUUCAAAUCAAGGUGGCGAGUUGGACCUGAGCGGCAUUGAUGAUAGCGAAAUUGAGCUGUACCUGCUGAAUGAAAAGGAGGUCCAGGUGAAGACUGCUCUCUGGAUGGCUGAGAACUCAGACUACCUCAAAGAACAGAAAGAAAAGGAAGCCAAAAUCGCUAAAGAAAAGGAGCUGGGCACCUACAAGGAAAAGAGGAAGCGAACGGGGCCUCGUCGACGAGCGGCUACCUGGGGCCACACGGCCGACGAGGCCAUCGAAAAGAUGCUGGAGAAGAAGAAGAUCUCUACUAAAAUCAACUACGAUGUGCUCAAAGACCUCAACGUCAAGCCUGCCGCCAGCCCUGCUCGCGAGGGCCGCGAAGGACCCGGCUCGCCUGCGUCUGCCGGCAGGCCUGGCGGACGCUGCCAAAGGCCGGGACGGGCACCGCUCAACCUCAGCACGCCGCUCAGCUCCCUGGGAAAAAGGUUGCAGCCGUUUGUGACCGGGCAGCCCAAAAAGAAGAUGGCCGUGCAGCAGCCCGACGGCCCAGCCCCCGUAGCUGUGGCGGAGCCCCCGGCCGUGUUGGUGGAGAGCGGUCCGGUGGUCUACGACGACGCGGUUGAGGAAGAUGAGGAGGAAGAAGAGGAAACCUGUGUAAGCGCCAUGGCACUGAUGGGCAACCAAGAUUACGGCUGCGAUGAUUACGACGAUGGUUUCUAGCGACGGCUCAUUGUUUUCAGCCCAUGUUGAACUGUUUUUCAUUCUUCUGGGGAUUCGAUUCCCAUCCGCGACGCAAGAAAGCGGACCCCAAGAAUAUCCGACAAACAUCGGCUGCCAAGCAAUCAAAAUGGCGGCUCCAAUCGAGGAAUCAGGUAGCAUCUGUCGUGACUAGGACAUUCGUCCAAGUUGACUCAGAGAUGGAAAAUACAGAAAAAUGUGAACGUUCGUACAUCCUGUUCAGACAGGAAGUGGCUUAACUAUUAAUGUUUUUUUUUCCCUUUUUUUUUUAUCGUCGGAAAACCUCAGUGAAGUGAUGGUAGUGUCAUAAUGUCAGUGAAUGAUGACAUCAUGCUCUUCCAUGUGAUGUAUCAUGAGAUGUGACAUUAAUUUAAAAGAAGAGUAUGUGACCAGUAAAUGGGAAUGGAUUUUUUUUUUUUUUUUUUGCCCUGCUGUCAUUGACCCUGAUGAACACUUUAUGGCACAUAAUUCAACUUUAUUAUUAAAUCCAUCACAAGCAUGCGAAGCAUACAUAUUUAGUACUGAGCAUUUAUUUUCAAAAUUCUUGACAGUAUGAUUGAUUUCAUGUAUUAACGUGAAAGAUUUCACUAUUUCAUGUGAAAAAUGCCCUGUUUUGAACUGAUAGUUCACAAUUUAACAUGAUGAUCUUAAUGUUUUAUUGUAAUUUAUCAAUCCAAAGUGAUAAAUCUCACACGAUAAUGUUCUGAUGUUAUGAGUUUCACAUUUUAAUGCGAUAUUUCAAACUCAUUAAUUUCACAUUUCAAUCACGUUUGAACGGGACGAAUAUCACGUUUUAAUGUAAUCGAUUUCACAAUUUAACACGAUAACGGUCACAUUAUAAUGUGAUUAAUUUCACAUUUUAAGGUAAUACGUGAUACUUUCAUAUCCCCACCCUGCCAGCCCUCCAAGUCCAAACGGAUUGUUCAUCUAUUGCCUUUAAUGAAGUCAAUGAGUUAAACCAAUGUACCAAAUAGCUAACAAAUAGUGUUAUUUUGGGGUAUUUUGCAGCACCUGCGUGGAGAGUGUGCAAAAAAACUCCGUUUGAAUCUCGAAAGGUUGCGUCUUGAUUGCCCUUCCUGCUGGUGGUAUGACACUUUAAUUUAUAUGAGAUAUUUUCUAUCACAGCCACGCACGCACCGCUGCCUUCUGUCUUUGUACCCAGCAUGUACAAAUGUUUAUGUGUGUGUGUGUGUGCACGCACAACCUUGUAAUUACCCGUAGUCUGACGUGUUGCAGGUGGGAGAGACAAUUUAAUUAGAGGGAGAAGUGAGACAGCCAACGUGUGUGUCGUGUUGUUUGUUGUGCGCAAAAAAUCCGGGACGCAUUGUAUGUCUCUGAGGGAGCCAAAUGAAAUCAUCUGACCUUUAAAGGUAAUGCCAAGAAAUGGCACAUUUUUGACUGCCAUUGAAGAUGCUAGAUAGGGUUGCCAACCUUCCCUUGAAAAACGGAAUCAUCCGAUUUUCAGAAUCAAAAGUAAGCAUCUAGUACUAAGCUUACAAGUGAUGCGCUUUGUCCCUUAUAAUCAUAAAAAUCGGAAAUAGUUUUAUUUAUAGAACGAACAAUUACCGGUAUGGUGCUUUUCAAGAAUAUGUAAGGGAGCACAUUGCCCCGCCUCCCCUGCUUUCUGACCAAUGAGCUGACCGAACCAUUACAAUCCAGCUCAUCUCAUUGGUCGAGGAGGUCAGUGGCGUGCCGUCAUGUUUACCUCUGCUUAAUGUUUGCACAAGGGUGGACGUUUGCAUAGAGACGGUUGGGACAAAACACUACCAACUUUUCAGGAUGCUCAAAUUGUCCCCACCAACUUUUAAGCAACUUUAUUUGCGUUAUAUAAUGUGUUCAGUUACAUAGGUCAUUUAGAUUGUCUUCCUGUAUGUUGUGACGAUAGAAUUGACCCUACCAUUAUUGAAUCAUUUUCAAUAUGCUCAGACUUACGUCUACCCCUUUUUCACUUGCUGAAUGUGCCAGUCCAUGUUUUUUCAACAAACGCACAUUUGAUUGGCUGAUGACUUGAGCCCCCACGCACACACACACCGCCACCGUACAGAAUUACGUUACAUGUCAAUAAGACGCCUCCUCCGCCCUCUUCAAAGAGGAGGGAAAUUACUUUUUUUCGGCCAGCACCCGCUGAAAGUAAUGUAAAAAGUCAUUGUUGUGAAGGUGGAAAACGCACCACUAAUUUUGCUACUGAAAGUCCAACCUACAUCAGAGUUAGCAGUACCAUUACAUUAAAAUGUGUGAACUUGCUUACCUGAGUCUGAAGCUGCUUAGGGAGAAGUGUCCUCCUGUAUGUGUUUUCUACUAUGUUAACGUUAAUUAAACUGUGAGAAAUAUAGUGAACUCUGCUCAGCUGUAAGAAGUGUAGUGAACCAAGGUUUUCUGUCUUCCAAGAAUAUCUGCCAGUUAAGUAAAUUUUACUCAGAUUCCUUGAAAUGAGAAAAAUAGCUAGCUGAAAAUAAGCUUAACACUUAUUUUAAGCAAAAAGUUUGUAUAUUUAAUAUAAAAAAAAAAACUUGAUUGUCAGAAAUGUUUAAUUCAAGAAUAGAUGUUGUUCAAAACAUUAUUUGAAAGCAUUUUUUUUCUCUAUUUAGAUGCAGAAUGACCAACUUUUAGAUGUAUGGGCUUAAUAAGAACAAAUGGUAAUACUUACUAAAAGUGGAAGAAUCUGACGCAAUAAUAUUUUAACUAGCCUUUAAAACUCAAAACAAGAUAAAAUUAUUCGACUAGAUUUGAGAAAAAUUAUGAGAUUAAGAUGUUAUACUUAAAAUUAGUGUGUUAGUGUAAAUCAAUACAGAUUUAUUUUGCAUUAAUCCUUUAGCCUAUGAAUUAAUUAGGUUCUAAUUGGUGAGAAAUGUAGCCCAAUCUGUUUGGUCUUAUUAAUGUCCCUUUCCCAGCAAAAAGUGUACAUGCAGGUGAUGCUGUUAUAUCUUCCCUACCAAUAUAGAGACCAAACCUACGCCCUUGUGUUUGCACAUUUUAGAAAAAGUACAGUAUUUAAAAAAAAAAAAAAAAAAACACAAAAAAUUUAGCAUGACCGAUGUUAAUUUUAUUGUACUAUUUUUGGGGGGAUUAGAAAUACAUUGCUGAUUAUUGUUUUCCAUGUUAUCACUCAAAUAUGUACCUCAUUCAGUUUUUAGUAAAAUUCUUAUAUUAUCAUGAAAAAAAUUUUACAUACAAAAAAAUUAAAAGGUUUCGUUUAGCGGGCCGUCCAGCUCUACCAAUCACGUGUGCCCUUUUAUUUUUCUUUCAGGGAGUUUGCAACUGUAAUGCUAGAUCAGUGAUUCUUAAUCUGGGUUCAGCGAGUAAGUCGAAGGGGUUCGGCAAAGGUUAAGACACGGAGGGACCUAUUUUGAUACGCUGACUAAAAUCUAAGUAAAGGAUGUUUUAGACCAGGUUUUAGACUGGUUUGCCCCCACUUUACCGACUUUUUUAAAAAUUCUUUCAAUUGCUAGUCCUCUAUAUGAUGGGAGGAGAACCCGGUUUGCUCAGUGGAAAGAUGACUCUCACUUGAUAUGAGGACGUAUAACAGACCUAUGAGCAGCAUGGACUCAAAUUGUUUGAAUACAUGCUGUCAAAUUGUGAAGUGUUUUAACAGGAAUUUGCUCACUAGCUUAGAUUAAUCAGUUUUAAAGUUGGGAAAAAAAAAUCUUAUUCCAAAGGGUUCGGUGAAUGCACAUGUGGAACUCGUGAGGUUCAGUACCUUUAGUAACCUUUAACCACUAUGCUAGAUUAACCAGAGUUGCUCUUAAAAUCAGGUUUUUACAUGGUACAUACAGUAACUAUGACAUGACACCAAUCACACAAUUCAAACUAAUGCAAAAACAUCAGCAAUCUUCUAAGGGUUUUAAUUUCAUAAAUUAACAAUACCGGAGGGGCUGCCAGCCAUUCCCAGUCCAUGUGGAUUGGAUGUCUAGUGCCGUCAAUGGCAUUGAAACGUGUCCGUUUAAUUCCAGGCCAAAAUGUGCUUAAUUAAUCUCAAACUAGCAUUAAGUUGACAUUAGUUUUUACUUUUUUACAGUGUGAAAUACUAGUUCUGAAAUUCAAUUAGAACUCAUUUUAAAUCUGAUUCCCGUCAAGAUUUUAUUGUCGACAAGUUAAACCAGACAAAUGUGUUCAUAUUUUUUUCCCCUUUCUGUAUGAUUUUCGUGGGGCCGCGUGGGUCACUAUCGCCCGCGGCACCGAUGCGUAAGCCGACAUCCGUAGACGAAAAUAAAAACAAUCAAAUGAGAUGUAAAAAUAGAAAGAAAAACAUGUAGAACCCCCUCUCUCAGCUCCUGCUGGACGCCCACGCCGUCUGCUAGGAAGUUGUAGCGCAUUUCGUCCCCCACAGGCCAAACUAGAAGGCCGAAAUGGUCUUCAGCUAGCGGUCGGGAUGUCUACAGAGAAGGGGGGUCGACACAACCUGGAGGGGCUCAGUGGAGUACUUUGUUUUUAAUCUUGGCAAACAAUGGAGAUACUUUUUUUUUCUAGCUUGGUGCUAGGCAGAAGCCAACAAAUCCUGUAAAUCAGUCAUUUUAAUGACUGUUAUUUACAACAAUGGCUGGCACGGAAUGAUCAUGUUUGAGUGCCAUUAACGGCGAUAGAGCCAUCGCUGUCUGCCCCUGGUCCCGGUCCCCGGUCCAAAUGUCGUGGACAUUUAUUGUCAUUUAUUUCAGCCAAUGAGUUCAAUCUCAAAACAUGGCAUCAUGUGCAUCAGCUUGAUAAUUCUUGGAAAAAAUUAAAUUCAUUGAAAUUUGUGAAGUCCUUGAAGUCCAGGGUACCCGAAAAAUCAGAAUAUUUACAGCUUUUAUAGUUUUUAAAUACUGUAAAUGUUCAUUUUUCUGAAAUUUGAAAAAUUAAAACUGUAAAUUAUGACAUAACUAAGAAUGUAAUCCCCCCCCCCCCAAAAAAAACAAAAAUACAGUAUAAGAAUAAUUGCUGCUUUACCUCUUUUGUUUUUAUUUUAAAAAAUGCAGAUAAAUGAAAUAUAAAGUAUAUGAAAUCAUUGGAUUGCUAGGAUUAUUCAUGCCCCCUUAAGAUUUGAAUUUUUUUCCCUCCCCACGUUUUUUAUUAAAAAAUGUAAAUGAAAAAAAAAUAUAUAUAUAUAUAUAUUAAAAAUACAAGAUGCAGUGAUCCCUCGGUUUUCUCGGUUAAUGGGGACCAGAACCCACCGCGAUAAGUAAAAAACCGUGGAGUAGUGAACCCCCCCAAUAUAUUUAUUCAGAUUAGCAUUGGAAAGAGAUACAGUACAUAUAAGACAUGUUUUUUCACUUUUUUUUCUGAAAUUAUAAUGAAAAAAAUGUAGAUAUAUAUUUUAAUUUGGGCUGUCAAACGAUUAAAAAUUUUAAUCGAGUUAAUUACAGCUUAAAAAUUAAUCGCAAUUCAAACCAUCCAUAAAAUGCCAUAUUUUUCUGUAAAUUAUUGUUGGAAUGAAAAGAUAAGACACAAGACGGAUAUGUACAUUCAACAUACGGUACAUAAGUACUGUAUUUGUUUAUUAUAACAAUAAAUCAACAAGAUGGCAUUAACAUUAUUAACAUUCUCUUAAGGUGAUCCAUGGAUAGAAAAACUUGUAGUUCUUAAAAGAUAAAUGUAAGUACAAGUUAUAUAAUUUUUAUAUUAAAACCCCUCUUAAUGUUUUCGUUUUAUUAAAAUUUGUAAAAUUUUCAAUAAAAAAAUAAACUAGUAGCUCACCAUUGUUGAUGUCAUUACACCAUGCUCACUCCCCAAACCCAUAAAAUCAUUUGGACCCAAGCACCAGCAGAGGGCACCAAACAACAAAAAACAAGUAACAAGCGGACAUUACACUGUUGUCAUUUUAAUCUGAGCGGGGCAUGUGCGUUAAUUGUGUCAAAUAUUUUAACGUGAUUAAUUAAAAAAAAGAAUUACCGCCCGUUAACACGAUAAUUUUGACAGCCCUAAUUUUAAUGUUUUUUAAGCACUUCAAAUGUAAUAAUUAUAAGUUUUAAUCAUGUUAAUGUCCCACCAAAUUAUUUUUAAACAAGAAUAAAGUUGUAGAAAUAUGCCUGGCUAUAUUAAACUCUUCAUUGAGUGAGUCCACUCAAAUCCUCAGCUUUGCUCACUUACACAGAAUGAGUUGCCACAGCAACUGUUUAACUAGUUAAACGGUGAUUGACGCAAGCGGCGCUUUUGAAGGUAGUGUCGUUGGCAAGAUCAAACCCAAACAUCUGUCAAUCAUCGUGAACUUUAAUAAGCAACUCCAGUGCACUGCCUGACAAACAAAGAGCAGGGAGAGGGAGGGAGGGAGCGAGAGUGACCCCGGUAAUACACCAAGUACGUCUACGGCGCGUCAACGUUGCCGUCACGUCAACACAGUAAAACACGGCCAUGCGACCGCGUAUUAGACACGUCCUGGAAGCGGUUCAACACGUUGCACCCGAAAUGAACGGCAGUUUAUUAUUUGACACGAGAUGCGACCCUCCUGCGUUAAAACUACUAGGUAGGAUCGGGAAGUCACUCGUGUAAAAAUAUGAUGGAUCCGGUCGAUUUUCAUAAUAAUAUGCAAUUUUAUUUCUGUGUGGCGCUUUAACUCGAGAAAAUCCAUCAAUAAAGCUUCUGCAAUCCAUCCAAAAAUGAUUCAUUGAGGCAUUUCAUUGGUAAAAUACAUGUUAAAAUCGUUGUGAGUACGUUUGUUUUUCUCUUUAGCACAGGACUUUUUUUCUUUCAGAAAGAAGGCUGACCAAUUUGCAGGGUCUGAAAGGCAAAUGGUUGUUGUAUUAUUAUCUUUAAAUACCCGCUACUCUCACGUGAUCUUGCAAUCCGCGUGUGAACGAUCGAGCCGCUCCACAGACGCUCUGCUCAUGAAACACAUCCUGUAGAAAUUGGGGGCGAGCAACAAUGGUGCGUCGACGCGCCGGCAACAAUGACGUGCCUGGUAUAUUACUGGGGUGAGACUACGUGAUUGCCUCGGGAUAGCUCAUCUGUAAUUUUAUCGGGGGCAAAAAAUCUGCAAUAGACUGAGGGCGCGAAGUUUGAAAAGUGAAGUAGCGAGGGAUCACUGUAUAAUGAACUCACCAAAUCGCUGCCACUCCCCAGUUGAAAUGGAUUGGACAUCUAUAACUGUCAAUAGCAGAGGGUUUUAGCAUUUUUAGGGAGCAUCUGUCAAAUGUUUUUUGGUUUUUUUUCUACUUUCAACUAUUUUUUAAUUGAUAUUUAGUACAGUUUUUUUCCCAAAACAAAAAGACGAUAUAUACAUUUUCUCCCAUAUUUAUUUUUACUAAAGAAAUUUAAAUGAAAAAGUAAAAGUUAAAUAAAAUCAUUCGAUCAACACCAGCUUGCGCCGACACCGGUGGGUAAUACAUUUUUUUAAUAUUUAUAAAGCGGUUGGAACAAAUGGAAGGUUAUUGAUGUGUUUCGUUAGUGUUUUAAAGUUACAGUGUGACGACUCUGAUUGCCAGACAUCUUUGCUUCUUUGGUGUUGACUCACACACGAAGGUGCGUUCCCACCUGGGCCGCAUCUCAAAACACAGACAAAACACCAGAUGUGACUCAAACACCGGUUACCUCAUGCAGGCAGGGAAAGACAAAGAUCAAACAAAAAUUGCCCCGUCAUCCCAUGAUCACUGUUUUGAGACGGUGUGGACAUUUGGAGACUGUCUUUGUGUUAAAUUACUAAUACUAACCUGACGAAUUUUAUGUUGAGAAAUUUCACAUUUCAAAUUGAUACUUAACAUUUCAACCUUAUGAAUUGAAUGUCUUUAACAUAAUGAAUUUCACUGUUAGAAAUUUCAACCUGUUUCAAGAUGUUAAAUUUCACGUCUUAACAUGAUAAAUUUCACAUUAUAAGGUGGUGACUAUACCCACUGUUUUCCUUUAAUCAUCGGCUCCUAUUGACACCAGUGGAUGUCCAAUCUGAAUGAUCACUCCUUGGCCUCCCACUCAAAAUGGAUGAGACGCCUAUCAACGUCAAUGGGAAUCAGAGUUAUUUAUUACAAAUCUACAUUUACUGAUCGUGUUAUAAAUUCAUCCCAAUAAUGACAGUUAUUCAACAACAGUUUAAUGAAGUGGAGGACUGAAGUAAACCAGUUUUGCUGCCAUAGCAGAAAAUAAAGUUGAGUUGAAAUGUUUUGGUAUCAAGAUAAAAUUCCUCAUAGUUUAUAUGCCUGUGUGGUGCUGAUAAAAUAAAGAUGCGCUGUGAUCAUCUUUAUUGAUCCCUGGGGCUUCAGACGACAACGCCAUCAUUAGGGCGUCCUUCUUUCCCUCAGGGCUCCUUGAAUAUUCACAUCAAGAUACUUCAACUUUUAAAGAGGACAUUAAGCACCAAAUGCACACUUUCGUUUCAUAUCUAUAACAUCAAACCCAAUGAGUAGUCUCAUAUUUUUAACUCAUUGGCUGCCAUUGACGGCAAUAGGCGUCCAAUUCAUUUGGAGGGAAUUGUCAUUUUAUUAUUUGUAGCUUUUUUGUUGUUGUUGUUGUUGUCGUUAAAAUUUUUUGUAAAUUGUGCAAAUCCUGUUUCAUCCUCUUAGUAGCAAAUAUGUUCUUAUUUUACAUUUUUAUUUUUUUCUAAAUAAAGGGGAGAACAAAUUAAUAAAAAGAAAAUGAACACUUUCAUGAACGAAUAUUUUUUUUAACGCUGCAAGGGACUCAUUGGCUGUCAUUAGCCACGUUUACAUGCUGACUUUUAUUCAUACCGAUUCAAAUCAUUCCGAAUGGAAAUUUCACAUCAGCUGUUUACAUGUCACUUCAUCUAUUCCGAUCCAGCGUUUACAUGUGACUGCCUUUAUUCCGAAAGGACGUUUGACAACUGCCGUCUGACAUGCGCAGAUUAAUCAAAACAAAGCGUCACGUUACAAAACAUGGAGCUCGAUCGUCAGAUCAGCUGCUGUUUUAACUUUUCGAGUGGAAACAAAACUUCAGAAUGAUACGCCGUUCAUUUAAAAAGUUGUGUGGGUGCGCUGUGCGUGUGCUUGGAAGCCAUGUUGCAAGUGACGUUACUUACGUCACCGAGUGACGUCACCACGUCAGUACGGAGCAUGCGCAGAAAGAACGCAACCAGACACCAUUCCGCUUCCCUGUUUACAUGAUAUAAUUUUACUUCUAAUCGGUUUGGGAAAAGGAAUAUUCCACCCCUGUGAAUCGCAAUGAAAUUCCAUUCGGUUUGGGCCUGUUCAUUCCGAAUGAGGUGUUUAUAUGGAACACAUUUAUUCGGUUUGAACAAAUAUUCCGAUUGUAAUUGGAAUAUUUGGCUCCAUGUAAACGUGGCAAUUGAUGUCUACUUCGUUUAGUACUGAAAUGAGCAUUAAAAAAAAAAAACACUUGGUAGCUCUUCAGUUUUGGGCGAUUUUAGCGACGCCGGUGGACAAAAGCAGUAGUGUUUUGCAUUUAGGAAGACUGCGUUUCCCAUAAGGACCAGCGUUGCAUUUCGCAUGAGGACCAGUGCACACACGCAGUGUCGUAAAACCAUCAACCAAUCAAAAAUCAAUCUCCCGGUCGCCUGCAGAUGAGUUUAACAUUUCUGUUUCCAGCGGCUGUGUGAAGGAUGAAUGGUAAUAAAGUAAUGAAUCCAGUUGUGGCUUAACAAUAGCAUAUGACAGUUAGCAACCAUGUGGUUUAGUGUGGGUAAACCCUUCAUCCGAACUCAAGUGAAAGCCAGGCGGAUGUUUAUUCCGUAGGUCCUGGUAGUUUGUUUUUUUUCCCUCCUUAGACAAUACUUUUUGUCUCUUGCUGGUCUGCCAUCUUUGCAGAAUUCGCGUGAAAGCGUUGGCAUCAACUUCUGUAAUUAUAAUGAAUCGGAAAAGGGGGAAGUGACGAAUGCCGUAAAGCAGUCAGCAUGUUUGUAGUUUUUUUGUGAGGCAGGGUUCCUGCCACCCUCCUCAAAGUUCGUUAGUGCCAGUGAACGUAAUAUAGACCCCCUCAAGAUAUAAAAAAGGUGUCAUUCAACGAGUUUUCAGUCGACAUAUCACAAAUGUUAUGAAAGUAUUUUAUAAAGCUUAAAAAGUUACCAAGUGUUGCUUUAACAGCCAGUCCCCCCCCACACACACACACACACACCGUUUUUAGGGAGGGGCACAAAA
Molecule: messenger RNA, 12323 nt
Organism: Corythoichthys intestinalis (scribbled pipefish)
Lineage: Eukaryota; Metazoa; Chordata; Actinopteri; Syngnathiformes; Syngnathidae
Product: transcription factor IIIB 90 kDa subunit-like
Exons: 20
Coding region: 235-2295 (686 amino acids)
Biological process (GO): transcription by RNA polymerase III; DNA-templated transcription initiation; transcription preinitiation complex assembly
Cellular component (GO): transcription factor TFIIIB complex; nucleus; transcription preinitiation complex
Molecular function (GO): TBP-class protein binding; RNA polymerase III type 3 promoter sequence-specific DNA binding; RNA polymerase III general transcription initiation factor activity
Source: RefSeq, a predicted model, not a curated record